UGGUGCCCAUAUUGCGCAAACAGAGUUUCCCAUACUAUUGAAGAUGCUAGACAAAUUGCAAUUAGUCGAAAUGGAAAAUGUCUUUCAACAGAAUAUAUUAAUAGUUAUUCAUAUUUAUUCUGGUAUUGCUCUAAAGGAUAUGAAUUUCUUGCAAGUUUGCAUCAUAUCAAAAUUAGUAACUCUUGGUGCUCAAAAUGUGCAAAAAAACGUGAGAAUUUAUGUCGCAAAAUCAUAACAAAAUAUCUUGAUUCACCUUCGCCAAUUCAUAAACCUGAUUUCUUAAAAACUCCAGAAUACCCAACUGGACUAGAACUUGAUAUUCUAUACUAUGAUUAUGGCUUUGCGAUUGAAGUGCAAAGCAUACAACAUGAACGUCAAAUCAAAUUCUUUCAUCCAAAUUUUGAAGAUUUCGAGAAACAGCAAACUCAGGAUCAACUCAAGGAAGAACUCUGUGAAGAAAAUUGGAUAGCAUUAAGAUAUGUUUGGUAUUAUGAAGACCUAUUCGAGAAAAUUCUAGUUAUCCUUCGAGAACUAGGUCUUAUUUCUUAA
This is a messenger RNA of Racocetra persica, 549 nucleotides long. NCBI's taxonomy places the organism in Eukaryota, Fungi, Glomeromycota, Glomeromycetes, Diversisporales, Gigasporaceae. The record is from the annotation of a GenBank genome assembly.